Zingiber officinale is the source of this 366-nucleotide messenger RNA. RefSeq names its product protein RALF-like 33. NCBI's taxonomy places the organism in Eukaryota, Viridiplantae, Streptophyta, Magnoliopsida, Zingiberales, Zingiberaceae. The record is from RefSeq and is a predicted model, not a curated record. The transcript has a single exon. Bases 1 to 366 code for a protein of 121 amino acids.
AUGGAGAUCAGAGCUGCCUCCGCAUUCUUAUCCUUCCUCCUCCUCUUCUUUCUCUUUGCAUCGCUGCCGUGCUGGAAGUCAGCCGCCGCCUCUGCUUCCGGCCGGCGAUCGGCCACGGCUUGCAACGAGACAGCUGACUCCGGCCGCCGAUGCGGAGUGGAGGAGGAGCAGGACGGGGAGGAGUUACAGUUCGAUUCGGAGAUAAACAGAAGACUCCUCGCUCAGACGUCCGGCAUCAGUUAUGGUGCUCUGAACAAAGAUAAGCCGACCUGUUCUUCUAAAGACGGCAAACCGUACAACUGCGCCGGGAAAUCCCCUAACCCCGGCGGCGGCCGGACGUGCAAUGUCGACUACUACCGCUGUUAA